Messenger RNA from Nicotiana attenuata, 642 nucleotides. RefSeq lists its product as uncharacterized. Lineage: Eukaryota; Viridiplantae; Streptophyta; Magnoliopsida; Solanales; Solanaceae. The transcript has 3 exons. The coding region runs from base 1 to 642 and encodes 213 amino acids. The record is from RefSeq and is a predicted model, not a curated record.
AUGACUCAAAGAAAGUAUGCUUUGGAGCUGAUUGUAGAGUCAGGACUUGGUGGUACCAAACCUGCUAGUACACCCUUGGGGACCAGUUCAAAGCUUAGUUCUGUUGAGUUUGACAUGCAGGUGCUCAGCCAGUUUAUGCAUAAACUUAAGCAAUCUCAUAUGGAUGCUGCUUUAAGAGUAGUUAGAUACAUCAAGACUGCUCCAAGUCUUGGUCUGUUGAUGCCCUUAAAAGGCUUAGGAAGACUUGAAGCCUAUUGUGACUCAGGCUGGAGUGGAUAUUUGCAAACUAGAAGAUUUGUUACAGGAUAUGUAGUCAAUUUUGGUGAUGCUUUAAUAUCCUGGAAGUCAAAAAAGCAGGAGACAAUUGCCAGAAGCUCAGCAGAAGCAGAAUUUAGGAGUAUGGCAUCAACACAAACUGCAAUUCAGAUUGAAGCUAAUUCUAUAUUCCAUGAAAAAACCAAGCAUAUUGAUAUCGAUUGUCACUUUGUGAGGGAAAAAAAUAUGCAAGGACUGAUCAAGACUCAUCAUGCUCCUACCAAGGAGCAACAAGCUGAUUUACUGACAAAGAGUAUUGGGAAAGUACAUCACGACUAUCUACUGUCCAAGCUGAAGUUGAAAGACCUGUUUCAACCAUCAGCUUGA